This is a messenger RNA of Linepithema humile (Argentine ant), 2453 nucleotides long. RefSeq lists its product as uncharacterized. Gene Ontology annotation, biological process: immune response. Lineage: Eukaryota; Metazoa; Arthropoda; Insecta; Hymenoptera; Formicidae. The record is from RefSeq and is a predicted model, not a curated record. Gene Ontology annotation, cellular component: membrane. Gene Ontology annotation, molecular function: receptor ligand activity; tumor necrosis factor receptor binding.
CAAAAGAUCUGUAGCGUCUCAUUCGGGCGGGUCUGCUUCGUGAGUGUGGUGAAUAAAUAACUGUGGUCGAUGAAUCGCGUGGAUUCACUUCAUUAACUCGUGAAGAACGGCGACAACAUCGUUCAACUACCUGUUGACAACCAAUAUACAUGAUGCUUUUAGGAAACAUUUCUUUGAAACAAGCUAAAUCUGUAUGUAUAAUAGAAAACUCGCUCGAAUCCGAAAGUUGAGAUUAGAAAGGCCACCUGUGAUAAUUAAUUGCAGAUGUAACAAUUCAUGCCGAAAAUAUGUUUCAUAAUCAAUUAAAGGCAAAUUGCGUUGAAUCAAAAGAUGAUAAAUAUUUAGAAGAGAAAUAUUUAGAACAGAAAAUUAAUUGUGAAAUGUCAAAAGAAGAUGUUGAAAACAAGCAGAACCUGUAUAAGAAUUGCAAUUGCAAAAUCAAUACAAAUUUGCAAAUGCAAAUAAAUUUUCAUAGCGCAAUUUCAAAAAUCUUAAUAGCACUUAUCUUUGUCUCACAAAUUGUCAUAUGUUUGAUCGGAGUGAUAUAUGUCGUGGAAACAAUGUUGAGCAGGCAAGAACAUGCAGUGCAAAUAGCACAAGAAGAGCUACAAGUUUUAAAAAUGCAGAUGCAGUUUGUGCUACAGUCUACACAUUACACAAAAUCUGCACAACAUCCAAUCUCAAAUAGCUUCAAACAGCGAUCAAUGCGCACAUAUUCUAACAAUUAUAGUAACUCAAUCAAACCUUUCACUCACAAAUUCUCUAAUUCAUCGCCAAAUAGGUAUAAACGUGAUGCUGACAUCUCCACAUCAAAGCCUCAUUAUGAUAAAGCGAUUGUUCCAUUUGCACCGAAUCAAACAAUAAAUUAUCAAAAAAAUAUCAGCACUACUUUAAAUAACACGAAAUCAUCGGAAAAAUUUAGAAACAAAUUGAUUGCCAAUUUGACCAAAAAGAAACAAAACUUACGGCAUAAUUGUAACACGACAUUAUUGAACGCUAAAAUGCAAAAUCGCAAGACGGCGAAAGAUGAUAUGAGCGGUAGUGACGCGUUACAUUUACGGAGAAACCAAAGAAAGAGAAAAGACGGGGAAGAGAAAAAAAAUAAAAAACAGAGACAGAAGAAAAAAAGGUGCAAUCAACGCACGCAAUUAGGUCCACUGAUAGCUACGUUUAUCGGUGAAGUGCCAGAACAACAGAGUACACCCUCAGCAUCUAUUGGACCAUGGAUAAAAAGCAAUCAAAGUUAUAACUUCGAUUUUGAUUUCGAUAAGUUCUAUUUGGUGGAAAACAAUAGGGCAAUAGAAGUGAGCUUAAAUGGGUUAUAUAUGAUUCUUACACAGAUUUUUUAUGAUGGAAACGCAAUAAAUCACGCCUAUUCGAUAUUGGUAAAGUCUGAGGGUGCAUCCACGCCACAAAAGCUCAGUGAAUGCGCUGUUGCUUCUAGUCUUGAUGGAGUAACAUGUCAUACAAGUGUUAUAACACAUUUACGGAAAGGCGACAGACUGCUCAUACAGCAACAGCAGGGCAACAGAUAUAUUAACUUACGACAGGGAUUGAGUCGAGUACAACUCGUACUGCUUAGAGAAGAUAAAGCACUCAACGUCCAUGGUUGUGAUUAAGUCCAUGGUUGUGAUUAAUGUAAUUAAAAUCAAAGAACUUAAAUAAGGAAACGAUUAAGUUUAGCGAUUUGAUUUACAGAUAUCCUAUGUAAGCAUUUGACGAAGCGUAUAUGACUUUAGUGAUAAGAGUUGCGCCGAUAACGUACAUUAUCGUUAUUCAUGUCACAAUAUCUGAAAACUGUAGAUGUAAAAAUAUAAUAUGAACAAAAUUAGAUACGAGCCGCUCAAAAACCAAACUGACCAGCUCCAUCAAUUUAUUUCAUUUAUAAAAAAUUAAGCAUCAACCAUGUCCUUUGGUAAUAAAAUUGGAAGAAUUGCAAAAAGUGGAGCUAAUCAGUUUGGCUUCUAAGCGGCUCAUAUGUCAUUUCUUUAGAAAAGUAAAAUUUUGAGGCUGAGACAAAAGAAAAGAAAAUAAUAAUUAAUUAUAUAAUUACAAAAACGUAAAAAAUGCAAUGUAUAAUUGCAGUCUGAUUGUUUUCAUUAAUUUGUUUGUCUAUAGAUUUUUCUAUAGAUUUUCUAUACCCUUUUUUUACUUAAUAGAACACGUAUGUUUCAAUACAUUUUUACUCAAAGAAUAUUUUCUUGCGAAUAAAAUGUAGAUUCAUUUCAGAAAUAAAAUAGAUUACACAUGUGAUGUUAUAACAGUAUUAUGCAUAAUUAGUGAGAUAUGCAAGUAUGAUUAUUGCUCAUGCGUUUUAAAAUAAAAAUUAAAUAUUUUUUACACUUUUGUAAAAAUAGAAAGAUCGAAAAUAGCUAUAAAAACGAAGUUUUAUUAUUUUUAUACGCACAUUAUGCACAGUUAGCUAUUAAAAUAACAUGACAUACCAAUAUAAU